AUGUUGAGCGACGACUCUGACGAAGAGUCAGAGGAAAUUGUCGUCUCUCCAUACAAGGAGGAGACUGAGAAGCAUGAGGCUUUGGGCGAGGACGAUAGUGAGAAGGUGAAUGAGAAUGAGUCCACUGCACAACAGAGCGAAGGCCUGGCGCGUGAGUCGCCUGGGAAGUCGUUGGCCCCUCGUGCAGAGAAGGUGGUUUCUCGAAUAGCUCGCCUGUGGCGGCAGCACAUGGAAGAUACGGAGCGACGUGGUGAACAGAGAGACCUCAACGAUCGCCUGGCCAUGUCGGCGGAAUAUCGAUCAUGGGUCACCGGGGUGGACCUGAAGUCUGGUGAGGCACUGCCCAGCUUCACGGAUGUUUGGGUUGAGCUGGAGCUGAAUAAGCGUCCGAGUACUCCAAAAGGAGAGGGAGAAUGGCAACAAACCCAGUCCCAAGAGUGGGAACAACCGGAAAAAAGGGAAGACUGGGGACCACGACGAAGGUGGCAAAGCAGGUGGCACAAUACGCGGCAGGGAGAAAGCUGGAAAGAUGGUGAGCACAAGGAGGCCCGCAUCAUUCUGGCGCCUGCAGCCGGCAGACCUGUUUUGAAAGAGGUCAGUCGGGCUGGUCUCGCGCUGAAACCUGCGCCGACCGCAGACCCAUUGGCUGACUUUGCAGCAGAGGGGAGCGUCACCUACCUCAGAGAGAGGGACGCAGUUGUCCACGACGGAAGGCACCAUCGACAUGAUCGGCCUGUGAGCCCUGAUCGCCCUCCUCGUCACAAGGCACAUUUGGCACCUGCAAACAGUUACUACUAUGAUCAAUUUCAGAGUCUGCGAAUCUUUGAUGAUUGCCUCCAGGACAUGUGCAAUAGAGGAUUGAAGACAGAUCUUCCUAUCCGCGCAUCAGUGUUCUUGGAUGAAAUGUAUCAGAGGGACAGUCACUUUCGGAUGUGUGAUACGCCUUUCAGAGACUUUUCAGAACUCCUUGACGCAGCAGAGAAGGAAGGAUUGGUAAAGGUCAACAGAAGCGGCUCACAAGAGUACAUUUCGAAGGUCAAGUACCCAUAUCGAGUGCUUACGCGACGGGAUGAAUACCAUCCAGAGCGUGAGCGGCGCAUGAAGCCCAGUGGUUUCAUGUACUGGGCCAAGCAUGUCGAAGGCGUUUGCCUUCAAAGAGUAGGAGCAGGUCACGUGGGGCUCGUGUCGUUCAGAUCCGGGAGGUGUCUCAUCACCGACGAGGAGGAGUCCUCCCAACGCGAGCUGUUGCAGACAGGCUUCCAACGCUUGGCGCGGAACUUGGAAGUUUGCCGUGAGCGCCUCACCGUCUUGGACCGGCCAGACGUGGGAAGGAUCUUGGAGACCCUGAGGCCUUUAGAGUUGGUAUGGCAAGAGCUGUCACAGGCAUGCUCCACAGCUCGCCAAGUGGAGGCCGGGGCUGGAAGUUAUGAGUUUCUUCGGCACUCCUUGGAGGUUACCCAGCGUGAGUGUGAAGAGUUGAGUGCAAAGAUGCUACGCCAGAGCCAAGUGAACGAUGACUUGGAGCAGAAGUUGGCCCAUGCCAAGGCAGCGCGCCAAAGACUUGAAGAAACCUUGCAGGGAAACGAGGAUGAACUUCAACGGCUGAAACACCAAGAAGCCUUCGAGAAGGAGCGGUUGGAAGACUUCCGCCGCAGAUCAAAAGCAGAAGCGGAUGCGAAAGAGGUAGAAGCAAGGAGACUCCAUGAGCAAGCGUUGGCGGAACGGACCAAUCACCACCAUCAAAGCAUGGUGCUGUUGAAGGCCAAGUUGCAAAAACUGCGACAGGGCCUUCCACCCGCCAAGUUGCAGCUGCGAGCUAUGCGAGAAGCACUUGAGAAGCCGGCCAUCCAAGGUAUGCAGAAGGAGCUGCAGACUGACCUGAGCCGGAUGGAAACAAAGAUUUUGACGAAUCUGACGUCCUUUAUGCGAAUACAGGGUGCCAAGAAAUUCGCUUCCGAAAGUACAGCGAAGCAGCUGGAGAUACAACUCGCGCGCGAAAGUGAGAGGCAACGACAGGAGAAUCUCAGGACAGCACAGCAACAGGCCAUAGUAGCUGCUGAUGCUGCAGAUUUUCAGGCGCACUCCACUCGAGAGAUCGAACGGCUUUCGUCCCAGCUGCGCGCCACUAGCAGUGCGCUGACGGCUGAACGUUCCAUGGCAAUUCAGGAGCAGUCCCAAAAGGAGAGACUUGCGGAAACUGCUGAAGCCCAGCAGAAAAAAUCAACCUCCGCUUUGGAGAGAGCCAGGCAGGAGCUGCAAAACCUGCAAGUUGCCAAAGCCACUGCCGAGGCUGAGCUGCAAAGGCAGCAGGAAUCAUUGCGUUUGCUGCGGAAGCAAACACGUGAAACCUGCGACAGCAUCAGCAUGGUGACAAAUGGCAACGAACAUUUGAAGGAACAAUUGGCUGAGUACAAAGCACGUGCUCAAAGAGUUCAACAGGAAGAGGAAGCAAACAUGAAGUCUGCCCAUGCGGAGGAGCUGCUAAGACGGCAGCAUGCUCACGAGGCAGACUUGGUUGCCCUGAAGACUCGUGCCGCCGAAUUGGACCAGAAGAUCCUGUUGAGGGAAGCCGAAGCAGCUUCCCAGCAGGAGCAGUCGGAAGCAGCUAGUAAGACUAGACAGGCAUUGCAAGAGGAGAUUGCAACGUUGAAAAAACAAUGUGCAGACCUUGGCGAGAGCCGAAAAGCAUUGGAGGAGACAGCCAUGAAGGAGGAAGAGCUCUGGGCGCAAGAAAGACUUGCCUUGAAGACCUCCUUGGAAGAAGUGCGGUUGGAGGUUGAGAGGUUGGAGGAGUGCAGCCAGGCGGCGACCAAGCAGGCACAGGCCAGAGCUGCAGAGCUCAGCAGAAGACGACAAGAGCAAAACGAUCACAUCGAGUCUUUGAAAGCCGACCUGCAUAAGGCGAAAGCCCAGUUGAACGAGGCUAAGAACCUGCUAAUUGCGGAGAACGAUGCGUUAAGAGAUGCCUCGACAGCGCUACAAGGGAAUCCUCGAGACGGCUUGGAGGGUCUCGCCAGCAGAAGCAGCGCGCUGCAGGACAAGGAGGCUCUCAGCCGAUUUCUGGAAGCCAAGGGUAUGCAAGGUUCGGAUGGUCACCGACGAUUCCCAACUCGUGCGAUGGAAAGCCCACUGACACACCAGGAUCCAUUGAGCCAAGCAAGCUUUCGCCAUGCAGCCGUUGGAGACGCAGCGCUGUGGCGCGAAGCCCAGGAGCAGCAACGACUGGCUUUGGCUCAUGGCCGCGCGCAGCUGGAUGCAGCUCUGGUGGAGACGGAGCAAUGGAAGCAUUUGUUGGACGAAAAGGCUCAGGCUUCGCCGCCAGAACGACGGCCAGCGAGCUUCGAUCGCAAUGUUGGAACCCUGAGAGUUGGCGUUGAGGGACCAAUCUGGCGUGACCAUCGUGAAGACCGGGGCGACCGGGGCGACCGGAGUGACCGGGGUGACCGGGGCGACCGGGGCGACCGGGGCGAGCGGGGUGACCGGGGCCGGCGGAAUGCCAACCGAGCCAAGCGCGCUUCUCCACAAGCGAACCGAAGCCGGAGAGGUGAUGGCGGCCGGGACGAACGGAAACCCUUGCCAGUGCUUUCAGCGAGAGAAAAGCGUCGCGAGGCUGCAUUGAAGACAGCCAAAGCGAAAGCGCGCCCAAAGGCUUUACCGAAGGAAGGUGGGGAAGACCAAGGUACCAACGACCAAGCCAGCACCAGAGGAGAUCGCAGGAUGCAAGCGAAGUCCAAAGAAGAGGACAACAAACAACCCUUUGCAGCAAAGCAAGUUAAUGCCAAAACAAUUCAAGCUACCAUUCAGGCGAAACGACAGAAACUCGUCGAGGAAGCGCAGAGGGUGCAGGAGCCAAAUCAGAAAGAAAAGGCACAGCAAGGUGGCAGCCCGGAAGAGGGUGAGUCUUCAUCUUCUUACUACAGUGACGAGGAUUCAAACGAAUCCUCCAGCAGCAGUGAUGAGUCAGAAGAGUCUGAGUCAGAACCGAAGGAAAAUAAAUAA
This is a messenger RNA of Cladocopium goreaui, 3999 nucleotides long. NCBI's taxonomy places the organism in Eukaryota, Dinophyceae, Suessiales, Symbiodiniaceae. The record is from the annotation of a GenBank genome assembly.